AUGGCUUCUUUUGAACAAGACAGGCUAAGUCAAGCAUUUCAAGAUGCUUUUGAGAUACAGAGGCAACAUUCAACCGGUGAUCUUCAGUAUCACCCAGAUUACAAAAAUUACCUGGCUUUCAUCAACCAUUAUCCUCAUGUCAGAGGAACUUCCCACUGCCGCGGAAUGUUGCCUGCAGAGGACCCUGUCUGUAAUCAGAGAACGGUGAUAAACAGUGCCGCAGACUACUGUUGUGAAGGCAAUUUUCAUGAAUCUGUACAGAACAUAGCUGAAAACCAGCUGGUACAACCUGCUCUUCUCCGGCACAGAGGGGCAAAAGGCAAGAAGCUCCAACUUUUCACAUAUACUCUUGUAAGAUACCUUCACAAAUCCCUGUGUAAUCCUGAGAUGGCAUCUUGUAUUCAGUGGGUAGAUAAAACCAAAGGCAUCUUUCAGUUUGUAUCAAAAAACAAAGAAAAACUUGCCGAACUUUGGGGAGAAAGAAAAGGCAACCAGAAGACCAUGACUUACCAGAAAAUGGCCAGGGCACUUAGGAAUUAUGGAAGAACUGGGGAAAUCAUUAAAAUCCGAAGGAAGCUAACCUACCAGUUCUGUGAGACUGUUCUCCAAAGAUUCUCUCCAUCUUAUUUCUUGGAGAAAGAGAUCUUCUGCUCACUGUAUCUUCCACCUGAUCAAGAAUAG
Molecule: messenger RNA, 681 nt
Organism: Nycticebus coucang (slow loris)
Lineage: Eukaryota; Metazoa; Chordata; Mammalia; Primates; Lorisidae
Product: transcription factor Spi-C-like
Exons: 2
Coding region: 1-681 (226 amino acids)
Biological process (GO): regulation of transcription by RNA polymerase II; cell differentiation
Cellular component (GO): nucleus
Molecular function (GO): DNA-binding transcription factor activity, RNA polymerase II-specific; sequence-specific DNA binding
Source: RefSeq, a predicted model, not a curated record